Linum trigynum is the source of this 2311-nucleotide messenger RNA. The record is from the annotation of a GenBank genome assembly. NCBI's taxonomy places the organism in Eukaryota, Viridiplantae, Streptophyta, Magnoliopsida, Malpighiales, Linaceae.
CAUAUCUCACUCAUUGCAAAUUUCAGACAUAUAAAAGAGAAGACAGAAGACCAAACACCUCACUGAUCAAGUGACAAAAACGUAUCUCAGCAUGAUGGAUAAGACUCUGUUGAAGUUGUUGUUUUGUCUUAUCCUUUUGGUUUGCACGGUUUCUGGUACGUAUAUUAUCUAUGAUUAUGCACGGGUAGCACACUUUUCCUAAAAAAACAUAAAAAUUAUUGAUUUACUACAUUGUUUAAAUUAUUAACACAAAUAAAAUUUCAUGCCGCAGAUGCAAAGAAGAUUAGUAUUGAUGCUGAAGGCGGAUGUCCGAGCGUACAUUGCAAACGUGAUGCGGAUUGCAAUCCCCCACAUUAUAUUUGUGCUGUGGUGAUAGGUCUCUGCGUCUGUGCAGAGAAAGCCGUAGAUACAGGUUUCCCCAUUCAAAAUUUUAGGAGAAUUCAAAAAGGGAACUAAAACUAUGAAUAUCCAUGGAAAAGAAGAAAAAAUAAGAUAAAGAGCAAAGUGUGAGCCCUUUAUGUACAAUUUUCUUAAACACAAAAUCGACUAUAUCCAAAGUUCGUAGCUGUCUAUUUUUAGUGGUAUAUUUACUCCGAUUUUUCGGUCAUAAUUUUUCUCCAAAUUUGAUGGGCGUAAGAAAAGUAUAAAUCAAUGGGGAUUGGGCCCAGUCAGAAGAAGGCCCAAUCUGAACACUUUCCAACGCGUUUCACUUUCCGGGGUUUCAAUUCUUGCCCUAACCGCCUCCUUGACGAACAGUAGAACACAGAAACAAAAUUUUCCGUGAGAGUCGACUCAGUCGAGUCACCUAUCGAACAAAUUACUCCGUCUGAAAUUUGGAAACAAAGAGCAGAAACCCUAAUCCAAGGUACCUCUCCUUCUGUUCAACUUGUUGCGUUCUUGAUUCUUUCAGCUUGCAGCGUCACGCAACCAAUUACGUCCUAAAUCCCAGUUCCGGAAUCACUCUGUGUUCUAUCUUCCCGCGCCUUCUCUGUAUUCUACUAUGUAGUUCUUCUUUGUAUGUAGUUUCUUUCAAGUUUCUUCCGCCGUUUCUGAUUGAUAGUUAUGGAAAUGUGUGUUUUCUUCUUUCUUCUGAAGCUUGAGAUAUAUCGACGUGCUUGCAGUUGCAGGUUCUGAAUCUCCGGCUGCUGUUUGUUAUUCGUCAUGGCAACCAGGCUUCAAUUCGAGAACAAUUGUGAAGUUGGUGUUUUCUCCAAGCUGACAAAUGCAUAUUGCUUGGUUGCGAUUGGAGGUUCUGAAAGCUUCUACAGUAUCUUUGAGACAGAGUUGGCAGAUGUCAUUCCAGUGGUUAAGACCUCGAUUGGGGGAACUAGAAUAAUUGGGAGGCAAUGUGCUGGAAAUAAGAAUGGACUUCUUGUGCCACACACCACCACUGAUCAGGAACUUCAGCACUUGAGGAACAGUCUACCUGAUUCAGUUGUUGUCCAGAGGAUAGAGGAGAGAUUGUCUGCUCUUGGAAAUUGCAUUGCUUGUAAUGACCAUGUUGCUCUUGCACAUACUGAUCUGGACAGGGAAACUGAAGAACUGAUAGCUGAUGUUCUUGGAGUUGAAGUAUUCAGGCAGACGAUUGCUGGUAAUAUUCUUGUAGGAAGCUACUGCGCUCUCACAAACAGAGGCGGCUUGGUGCACCCCCACACUUCCAUUGAAGACCUGGACGAGCUUUCCACCCUUCUCCAGGUCCCCUUGGUUGCCGGAACAGUUAACCGUGGCAGUGAAGUCAUUGCUGCAGGAAUGACAGUUAACGAUUGGACAGCAUUCUGUGGGUCAGACACCACAGCAACCGAAUUGUCUGUUAUCGAGGGCGUUUUCAAGCUGAGGGAAGCGCAACCUAGUGCCAUUGUCGACGAGAUGAGGAAGUCCUUAAUCGACAGUUACGUCUGAGAAUUGUUGUAAUAUCAGUUGGGAGUGUGGCGCAUCUUUGUAUUCGUACACUCAUGUUUUCCCCCCCUUCCAUCUCAAUUGUAAGGUAAAAUUUUGAAACUUGAUACAGUUAGUAUAUCUUCUAUAUAACUAUAUUGGUGGUGUUAUCUACUUGUCAAUGCAGAGUAGAUAUUUAAAAAAAACACAUAUUGGAGGUAUGGUUUUCUCUGUCUCUCUCUCUGCAACGCGUCCACAACAGGUACAAACAAAACCCAGCAGUUGACCCGAUCAAAAAUGGUGCUUGGCUGUUUGUAUUUUGUAUUCUAAGAGCUGAGCUGUCAAUACAUUAACGUUGCGUCUUGUCAGUAUUUGUAUGAUGUGUUGUUUAAUCUUUUCUUCCGAGGUCUGUAAACAAUAUAACUGCAAUUUCGCA